CGCUUAUGUUGUCCAGGGCUGGGCGCCGCGUCAGCAGCCCCUCAUCCUCUCCCUCCCCUCCCUCUCCUUUUGUUUGUCCUGGACUCCUCCAGCGUCUCCCUCUCUCCCCCCCUCUCUCUCUCCUGAUCCCACAGCGCGCGGCACCCCUUCUCCGUCCCCUCCCUUCUCCUCGCCCCGCUCCACUCCGUCAUGUCUGAUCGGUCUUUCCUCACGGAGGUCGUCACCCAGAUCGGGAUCCUGGCCCUGGCCUCGGCUCUAUCCUUCUCCCUGUACCACGUGGGGGCCAACAUGUACCGGAAUUUCUCGCAUCCCGUCAGCCGGUCAAUCAAGGCGUCCUCCUGCCCGGCGGCCGAUCGCUUGAGUUCGGUCUGGUCGUCGCUCACUCCUCAUGAGCGUGAGAUUGCCAAUGGCCUUGUUCUGCCGGAUUCCAUUCACCAUUCGCUCGAGGACGUUGGUGGCAACGAGGAUGCCAUCCAGCAAAUCCGCCAGGCGGUCCUGGAGCCGCUUCAAUACCCGGACCUCUUCCAGUCGCCGCUCGAUUCUUCGGAUAGUCUUUCCUCCUCGGUCAGCGUGCUGGAGCCCUCGCGGGGUAUCCUUCUGUAUGGCCCGCCGGGCUGUGGCAAGACCAUGCUUGCGCGUGCCAUUGCCAAGGAAAGCCCCCAGGUGGCCUUCUUGAAUGUCAAGGUGUCCUCGCUCGGAGACAAAUACUAUGGCGAGUCGCAAAAGCUUGUCAGCGCAGUCUUUUCGCUGGCCAGUAAGUUGUCUCCCUGCAUGAUUUUCAUUGAUGAGAUUGAUUCCUUCCUGCGCGUUCGCCAGUCUUCCGAUCACGAGGCAUCGGCUCAGUGCAAGGCCGAGUUCAUUGCCUGCUGGGAUGGGCUCAUCGCCUUGAAGGAUGUGGUCCUUGUCGGUGCCACCAACCGCAUGAGCGACAUCGAUCCGGCCGCCCUGCGGCGCUUCAGCAGGAAGAUCCAUGUUUCGCUGCCGGAUGAGAAGUCUCGCAACCAAAUCAUUCGGAAUAUUCUCUCAAACAUCCGGGUUGAGGAUGACUUCGAUUUCGCGCAAAUUGCCCAGUUCACCGAGGGCUUUUCCGGGAGCGAUCUUCUCGAGCUCUUGCGCUCGGCCACCCAGAAGGUGAUCGGUGAGUGUAUCGAGCGGCGGAAUCGCAUGCGUCACAUCAGCCAGGAUGCCGACCCGGAUGCCGCGCAGCGGAUUGCCGUUCGGCCGCUCGCCACCUCGGACGUCACUACCUCGCCGCUGUAUGUUCGGAAGCCGUUGCCGGCGCCGGGGCCCGGUUCCGGCAGCACCCCGGCCGGCGCGGGCGAGGAUGUAUCCCUGGAGCAGCUCCUUUCCUUUAUUUUCUCGCGUUUCAACUCGCCGAUUCCCCCGUCGAAUCCGCCCUCCAACCUGACCUAGUCUCCGGCCGCGGAUCCCGGCCGGGAGAAGCCAGGCCCGGGAGGACGCCCCUGCCGGCCAUGAUGAAUGGAGGCAGCCGGGGGAGGCAGAGGAGGCGCCUGGUGUGCUCGAGCCUGGCCCGCGCGCGCGCGCGCGCGCG
This is a messenger RNA of Fonticula alba, 1552 nucleotides long. RefSeq lists its product as hypothetical. NCBI's taxonomy places the organism in Eukaryota, Rotosphaerida, Fonticulaceae. The record is from RefSeq and is a predicted model, not a curated record. The transcript has 10 exons. Bases 190 to 1413 code for a protein of 407 amino acids. Gene Ontology annotation, molecular function: ATP binding; ATP hydrolysis activity. Gene Ontology annotation, cellular component: mitochondrial outer membrane.